Messenger RNA from Micropterus salmoides (largemouth bass), 583 nucleotides. RefSeq names its product leucine-rich repeat extensin-like protein 5. The record is from RefSeq and is a predicted model, not a curated record. The transcript has 2 exons. The coding region runs from base 8 to 583 and encodes 191 amino acids. NCBI's taxonomy places the organism in Eukaryota, Metazoa, Chordata, Actinopteri, Centrarchiformes, Centrarchidae.
GGUCGCCAUGCAGACCUGCAGCCCAGUCCAGGUGGUCCAGAAGAAGUCAGAACCCAUCAGGAUCCAGAUCCAGGUUCCCCCCAAGCCAGAAGUGAAGCCCAGCACCGCCCCCCAGCAGAAGAGCGUAGCUGUCAAUCAUCCGCAGGUGAAGCUGUCGGCCAAUGGCAGCGUGAGCAGCGCUCAGAUCAUCCACAUCCAGCCUGCGGUGGGUCAGCAGGGUCAGCAGUUCUUCCUGCAGCAGGGCCCGGGGGAGACCCCCAUCCAGCUGCUGCUGCAGAGCCCCGUCCCCGUCGUUGGAUCUCUGCUCCCGUUGGUCCACAAGCUCACGGGCCAGACGACAUCAGCAGGCAACGGCGCCAGUCCGGCUCAGAAAACUGCCAUGUCCCCCAUCAGAGUCCAGGCCCCCCCCAUCGUCAAGACCCCGCCCACCUCUGUUGCUAAAACUGCUAGCGUCCCGCUAAUAAAGGCCCCUACUAACGGCACGACAGCAGCCCCCAGUAAGAGCCCCGUUAAACCACCUGCAGUCCUCACGGCGUCCCAGUACAGGCCGCCACACCUGCUGCUGCCCGGCCCGCCGCAGUAG